GAAGUCUUUAGUAAAAUAGAAAAAAUUGUUGUGACUACGAAAAAUGCAUCAUUUUAUCAAAAAAAUACUAAAGAUUCAAUUUAUAAUCGGUUAAAUUUCAAAUCAUUAAUGGUGUUUAGCGUUUGUUUUGGUUUUGAUUGUCUUUUUUGGCGGUGUUCGUGUAUCAAGCGCAUGUGCAUAUGCGAUGCACUGCAAUUUUCCAUCCAUCAGCUCUUCUCUCUUUCCGCAUGUAUGUAUGCAAGUAAAGAUGAAGUGAAAAGAGAUGAAUCGCAAACACGGCAUCGUCGUACCGCACCAACAAUCACACCUACUUGACAAAUAAAUGAGAUUACAAACGAUUUUUUGCCCGUCGCCAAACUUUUUUUUCGGGCAUGACUCGAAUUUUAGCCGACCCGUGCUGAGUUCGGUAUAAUUUGAUAAUCAAAUAAUAAUUAUAUAAGUGAUUAAACAGAAUUGUUUCGUAUAAGUGAGUCGGUUAAUUGGUGUAUACAAAUCGUGACCCAUUUACUAUGAAUACAACUAGUCAAUUACGGCUAAUCGUAACAACAGAACCAGAGAAAAGUUACAACAUAAAGUCAAGUUCACGGCUUAAUUAAUAGUGCCAGUCCAAAACCCAUAAACUGUAUGCAUCAAUUGCAAUCACAGCGUAACAUGUAGCUACGUGCAACAUACAAAGAAAAUAAUCAGUCAGACUCACACUUUUGGAUUAUCGAUUCAACAGAAUUUAUCAUUAUUGAGAAAAAUUCAACGUUUUUCAACGAAUUAACGUUCAUAGUGAGAAAAAUCGGACGUGAAAUCGAUUCCCGGAGUUGAAAGAAUGGAUAUUCAUUAGAAAAAAAUGAAUUGUUCUUCAGCACAUCGACAAAGUUCAGUGGAAUAAUCAUAUUUUAUUGAGAAAAUUCAAUAUUCAAUUCAAAAUCCAAUAAAACGAAAAAUUGUUUAAAUCCAACAGAACCAAAUCAGGAAAGUUUUUUGAACGUACAAGCGUUCAAGCCUCCAUUUAUAUAAAGAAUAGUGAAAGUAGAAAAAAAAUCAAACAUUACAAUAUUCCAACGCUACAUCAGUGAUGCAACGUAUUUUUUUAUUUGCUGAACUAACCAAAAACUCACUAAAUUCCAUUGUGGAAAGAAUACGCCAAUAGAGUGAAGUGGAAGCAAAAAUUAUCACUCGCAUACGUAUUUCGCGGAAACUGUGGGUUAAAAGAUCACAAUUUUGCCAGUUGUCACAGAACGGGUUUUCGUACUAGCGACAAACUGAUUAAUGUAAGGCUAAUAAAGGAGCCACUUCGAGUAAAAUUCACAAAAACCGCUUAACGAGUCAUCAUUAAAAAUAUGUGAAAAACUCAGUGUGACGGAAUCACCAGCGUAUUUUAUGGCAGCACAAACAAAUUGCUGAGAUUAAACACUCCGACACGAUCGAUGAGUGCUACAAUUCGUGGAAAUAGUUCAAAAAAUUAUGUUGCUGAUGAGAAAAGCAGCGAAACGGGUCAUUAUCACAGCGAUUUUACUAUGCGCACUCUACGGUGUCUACGCAUUUUACAUUGGCGGCGAGCCACUCGAAUAUCGAAACAAUCGGUAUAAAAUAAAUAUAAUCGAAGAUGGGAUUUUGUCGCAGGAGAAUCAAAAUGAAUGCCAUAUGCCAGAUUUGCCGGUGAAUUCGCCGGAGAUGACAGCAUUUUUGAAAAAUGAGCCGCCAAUUCAUUGUGAUGAUGUUGAAAACUGGGUCUCUUGCGGUACUGAUCGAAAGAUGCCAUGGGUUUGUUGGAUAGAAAAUUCGAUCAUCGAUCGGUUAGGGCCCAUAACAUGUGAUUUUGUCGAAAUUCUUCGGCCGGAAAAUGACUUUGAUGUGGAGCAAUCUGCACGAAUUCGAUCCAAAGAAUUUUAUGAACUCAAAAAUUCUGACUUCGUCAGAGCCAAAUGCUGGACAGAUGACCGAGACAAUCGUCAGUUUUGGAAGGGUAUUUUGACGGGGAUACGGAAGGAGGUUUAUGAACGAGCACUGCCCGAAGUUACCAAAGAGUUGCCAUUUAAUGUAAUAAUGUACGGUUUCGAUUCGCUGAGUCGAAACGCAUGGAUAAGAAAAUUACCGACAGCCUACAAAUAUAUGACGGAACAUUUGAAUGCCGACGUACUUCAGGGAUACAACAUUGUUGGUGAUGGAACUCCUCAAGCACUUAUACCGCUCCUCACCGGCUUCACAGAACUAGAACUGCCUGAGACCCGCAAACGAAUUUCCGAUUCCGGUUUCGUGAACUCAUAUCCAAUGAUAUUUUUUGAAUACGCCCGGCGAGGCUAUGUCACUGCGUUCAAUGAAGAUUUGCCAGAUGUAGGUACAUUUUCCUAUCGACUGAAUGGUUUUCAGGAGCAACCCACAACUCAUUAUAUGCGGCCUUUUUACCUGGCUUUCCAAAGCGAAAUCAAAAGACACAAACGACUUUGCGUUGGUGAUACACCAAGGCAUAAAGUCAUGUUUGACUAUACACAAAAGUUCAUGCAAGCCUAUCGUGAUCGAAGGCCACAAUUUGCCUUCAGUUUUCAUGGUGAACUCUCGCAUGACUCGAUCAAUUUGGUCGGUGUUGCCGAUAAUGAUCUAAAAGAAUGGCUUGAAGGACUAAAUAACAAUGGACUUCUCAAUCGAACUAUUUUGGUGUUGAUGGCCGACCAUGGCAAUCGGUUUGCCGAAGUUCGUAACACACUACAGGGAAAAUUGGAGGAGCGAUUGCCAUUCUUUAGUUUUAUUUUUCCCGAAGCAUUUAAAAAGCGAUAUUCCCAAGAAUAUGGCCACUUCAAAAACAAUUUACAUCGGUUGGUGACACCAUUUGAUGUGCACGAAACGUUUUUGGAUCUAUUGCGCGUCCAAGAAAACGAUGACCUAUUAAAGAAACAACCGGAGCAACCAAUGUCCAACGCAAAUAUAACGUACGAUCAAUUGGUGCGUGGAAAUAAGUUUAAUCGUGCGAUAUCACUAUUGAAGCCAGUGCCAAAAGAGCGUACUUGUGCUGAUGCGUACAUUGAGCCGCAUUGGUGUUCGUGUUUGAGUCUACACUACCUCGACACAAAUUCCGAUCUUGUGAAACGAGCCGCGAACGCUGUCGUCGACAAAAUCAACAUAUACACCAGCGAAGAGCGCCGUUCGUGUCACAUUCUAACACUUUCGAAUAUAACAUGGGCUGGUGCACUUCAGCCACGCAAAACAUUGCUCAAAUUCAAACAGAAUCGUGAUUUAGAUGGGUAUUUGGCCGAUUUAUCAUCGACCACCACAAAAAUUACCAAAGACUUGUACCAAUUGCAAAUUCACGUUAAUCCGGGCAACUCAAUCUUCGAGGCCAGUUUGACCCACAAUUUAUUCACCAAUCAAUUUAUCGUUAAUAUUACGGACGUGUCACGUAUCAACAUGUAUGGCGAUCAAGCUCGAUGUAUCAUCGACAAAAAUCCCGAUUUGCGGAAAUUCUGUUACUGCCGCUAAACUAUACACAAAAACAUAGAAAUAUUUGUAUUUCAUUCAGGAUUCAGUUCUAUUUUUGUGCACAAAAACCACUUUAAAAAAAAACGCUUUUUUCAACGACUUCAACGGAGUAUAGUAUUUGAUGUGAGAAUCAAAAGAAAAAGAAAAAAUAUACGUGCUAAAAUACGAUGAGCAUCGAUUUCAUUUAAGUCACUACUUAAGAUUUGGUGAUACAACUAAUUCUAGUUAAACAUUGAGCCAUAUCUCAAAUCAAAGACUUUUGCUUAAUCGUUCACAGAGAUGACUGAAGCGCACUCGAGCACUUGUGUUGUUUUUUUUUGUUUUUUUCUUCGUUCUACUUUACCUUUUUGGCCAAAUUUUUUUUUUUCUAUCAAUAUUUUGUCUAACAUAACAAAGAAUUCGUUUUCUGCCCUGAAAUGAGAGCUAAUAUUUGUAUUGUGCGGUCACACGCACUUAGUCAUUGCGCGUAUUAGCUCAAUUUUACAAUCGAUACUUUUGGGGAUUUUUCUUAGCAUACACCAAUGUAAAUGUGGUUUUUCAAAAGCCAUUCUUCGUUAUGUUAGACAAAAUAUUGAUACAAAUUUUUUUUGGCCAAAAAGGUAAAGUAGAACGAAGAAAAAACAAAACAAAUUAAAAACAAGAUGCCUUACAUUCGUAAGGUUAACCUUUCUACACUCCCAAAUAUAUAAUUUCCAAUCAAAUCCAAUUCUCCAUGCAUUGAAAUUAGGAAAGAAUCAUAUUUUAAUCAGACCUUAAUAUCGGAGCGAUUUCAAUACAGCGUACAGCGAUUUGCGUACAGCGUAUAGUGUACCGUGCAUCUACCCUACGACCCUAGAAUAACGAUAGAUUUUGCGAUUUUCGGCGAGAAAAUCUGGGGCGAUCCCAAUACUUUUUUUACACGACAUGGUCGUGUGGGAAAGUGAAAACAACACAAAUGCUCAAGUGGGUGCGCUUCAGUUAUCUCUGAUCGUUCAACGGAUAUACGGCCAAUUCAUCAAAUGGUUCUAAUUCGAAAACAUUUUCCCCAAUAGAAAAUGAAUUUGGAACGAAUCUAUUCGAUUAUUUUUGUUAAAAUUUUAAGUAUUUCGAAAUAUAUCAAAAAUAAUUCACUCUUAUAUAUCAAAAAUUGGUUAUUGAUCUAUUAACUAGGGAAUCGUGUUUUUUAUAAUUUAGGAAUAUUUAAAACUACGAAAUGGAAACUAUUGCUGUGCUUUGGCCAAUGCCAAACUUUUGUUCGUUUUUCUCUCUAUUUUUAUUAUACAAUUAAAUGUGAAUGGAAGUAAGCCUAUUGCGAUUAGACGCUUUUGCACCUUUAAACAUAAAUAUUCUUUGGAUAUUUUCAUAGGCAUGCUUCGCAUGAUGAGUCUCGGUCAAAUGUCUUUUCGCGUCUUAUGAUACAACCGUAAUGCUUAAGAAUCGGGUUUAAUUUUUGUUUUUCUUUUUAAUUAAGGAAUAGAAAUAGUAAAGGAUUAAGAGAAACGGCUUAAAUUUAAACCAUGAUCUCAUCAUAUCUACUGCACAAUUAGUUUCUAUUGUUUAGCCAGCACCAACAUUAUCAUUGUUUAAAUUUAAGUUGACAAAAAUAAAUUGUGAAACGAAACUUA
Molecule: messenger RNA, 5069 nt
Organism: Sitodiplosis mosellana (orange wheat blossom midge)
Lineage: Eukaryota; Metazoa; Arthropoda; Insecta; Diptera; Cecidomyiidae
Exons: 10
Coding region: 1456-3465 (669 amino acids)
Source: RefSeq, a predicted model, not a curated record